AUGUCGUCUUCUCAAUUCAGGCAGGCUGGCACUUCAGAGCUGAGGCAUGAUGGCUCGUUCCAAAGCUCAGUGCCACGGUGUGAAACCCGACGAAUUCCUCGAAAAGCCGUAGGUCACGAUGCUGCUCGACAAAGUUCGAUGGCGCCGGCCCUGACAAGAAAUACCAAUGACCUGAGUCCUACUUCCACUAAAUCGGUGACACAUUCAUUAAGACAAGGAGCUUCUCGGGUACCAGAGUCGUAUGGUAAAGUCAAGGAUGCUAAGCAAAAGGAAAGCUCGAACAAGUCCAUUUUUUCGGAGUUGUACAGCCGGAGGAACAAGAAGAAGACUAGGACUGACAAGCUGGUGAUCUCGGCACCCAUUCAGAUAACACCACCACUCGUCACAUCCGACCUUUGUGCUCCCGCUGGUCCAACGCAGAAGCGAACAGGCCGUCCAGCUGAUACAACAUCUGAUUCCAACGUUAAGUUGGGCCAGGCGCGGGUAGCAUCAACGAACAAGACCUUUCCGAAGAUAUCUUCCGAUGCUAGUAGAUCUAUGGAUACCAGGAAUCAUAAGCCUGGUCAACCUCAGAUCUCGUAUCGCCCAGAAAUCAACGAAUGGAAGUCGUCGAAUCCGGUGGAGCUGCCUUCGUCUAUUCGGAGCGAGCAGAUGUCAGAGAGACAUAUAUAUCCAUGCCUGGCGAAGCCUCAUCCGAGUGUCUCCAGUUGUUCAUGGUCGGCCGUCAAUGGCGACGACCAGAUAGAUCUUGGUUCGAUGUCUGACUUUGGAAGGGCAUCGACCGAGGUCUUCGUCAAUGGCGAGUCGACCAACAGUGGCCACACACCGUGUGAUAGUGCUGGAUACACGCCGGUUCCCGACCUUUGUUUCGAAAAGGCUCGCUCGCAAGUUGACGAAAGACAGGUCCGACGCCAGGGGAGAAUCUUCUCUCCAGCGGACAUGGAUCAAUUACCUAACCAGUCCUAUUUCACCGGUGGAGAAAGCCAGGAUGAAAAUGAUCUUCUAAGCAGAAAGUCUAAGGCCACACAACCUCACCCGCCGCAGAUCGUCAUUCAGGUUACACCACCCUCUCCACGGCCACGACAGCGAAAGUCAAGCCUGGUGUCCAACACCUAUUUGACACCGGAGAGGGCCUACCGAAAUCUGGCUGAGAAAUACCGUAGAGAAGCCAACAAUACUCAAAAGGAGCUCCAGCAAGUGCUCGUGCUAUGCGAGCCGCUCAUGAAAUCUUUUGAGCUGAUCAAAAGGCAUCCAGAAUUCGCCCAUCUAGACUCAUGGGAGGGCGCAUACGACGUACUCGAGAUGAUCCUUGCAGAGAGAAAAUACGUUUUCUCUAUGCGUGAGCAAGUCCGGGCUGCCGUUGGAGAUUUUCGGGGCACUUACGAGAAGGAAAAGCUUGACCGAAUCCAAAGAGCUGGGGCCAAGGAUCGGGCCGCGGGGAUUUAG
Molecule: messenger RNA, 1446 nt
Organism: Truncatella angustata
Lineage: Eukaryota; Fungi; Ascomycota; Sordariomycetes; Amphisphaeriales; Sporocadaceae
Exons: 1
Coding region: 1-1446 (481 amino acids)
Source: RefSeq, a predicted model, not a curated record